UUUUUGAAGAGUCAGCGCCUAGGAUCCUCUUCUGCAGUGGCAGUGCGCCGUGUGGAGCAACAUCAUGUUCUACGACAAUCGUGUGAACCUCAAGGAGAGCCGAGACUACUCGUUUCUGACUACAUCCAAGGCGUCAAAAGCUGACAGGGAAGAUGGGGCCUCAGAGGACAGGAAUGGUGGUGCUGGUCGCAGCAGUCAGAGUAGGGGUGCAACCACAGGAGGCUGGGGUGGGUUUUUUGGUUCGAAGCCAGAGAAGAGCGCUGCAGAAAGGCUGGCGGAGUUGCAGAAGAUGCGGGAACAAGCUGAACAGGAGAAAGCUCGGAGAGAGUUGGAAAGGAUAAGGGCCGACCGGAUUGCAGCAUCCAAGAAGGCCUCUGUUAGCGCCGCCUCCUCGGGGACUUCCCAGCGGUCGGGUGGUUCUAGCGCAGGCUCCAAGAAAAGCGAUGCGAUGCAGAAGAUCCAGGAGCUGGAGAAACACACUCGAGCCCAAGCGCUCAAGCAGGCCCGUGACUUCUCCGACCUCCUUGGGAACGGGGAGCCUGCAAAGCCGCGUGCUUCUGAUCCGGGAGGGGCGUUUGCUAGUGCAAAAAGGUCGUUGGAAACGUUGAAGCAAAAGGUCGACGACUAUUCCGAGUCCAUUCGGCGAAGAAAUCCUGAGACCGUUUCAAAAGCCCCAAAGGUCGCUGUCCAGCCCCCCAAAGCUCCGGUCACUCCAAAACAUAGCGUAUACAAAGACGGGAGGCAGAAAGGGGACCAGAGAGCACCAAGAGAGGCUGACCGUAAGCCCGGUUACAAGGAGCCCCCGUCGAAGGGGGGCCUGGCCAUAUCCAGCCUCGCUACGAUCACACCGGAAGGUGCGCUGGUUGCGAAUUCGGGCAUUUCGUUGGAGGAUGCCAAGCGGCUGAAGCAAGGGGCGAAGCUGCUUGGUAUGAAGCUGUACUUCGAGAAAGAGGACAAGCAGCGGUUGAAGGAGGAGAAAGCGGCACAGGAACGGAGGGCGGCGGGGAAAGGCGGGGCUGCUUCCGGGCGGCCAGCAAACGGGAGCGGUUUGGGUGCAAAGAGCGAGGGCAGUGCAAACGGGGGGAUGCCGAGGAGCUUGGACGAGGAGCGGCGAAGGGGGGGGGGUUUGUCCGGACUCAGCACCGCAGCGCCACGGAAGUCAGAAGGGGGACUAGCGCAGAGUGGACGGCCUGGGGUUGGGGGACAUGCGCGCGAGAAAGCUGGGGGCAACGCGCACAGGAACGGGAGCAGCGGGCACGAUCGGGCCCCUGGGGGGGGCGGGAGGAGGGAGGCGUUUCCGCCGUUUAGAGGGCCGGUGAAGAGGAAGCGUCCGGAGGAGGAAAUGGAGGAUGCGGACAGUUUCUUGGACGAGGGCGAGGAGGAGGACGAGGAGGGGCCGUCUCAGGAGGCGGUCUCGUCCAUGAUCCGGAAGAUGUUCAGGUAUAAUCCUCACAAGUACGUCGCGGAUGAUCGCGACGAUCCCAUGAUGGAGGUGGGCUUCAAGCGGAUGCAGGCGGAGGAAGCGCGCAGUGCACGCAUCGCUCGCGAGGAGGACGAGCGGGAGGCAGAGAGGCUUGAACUUGAAGAAAGACGAAGAGAGGAGAAGAGGAGAAAGAAAACAGCUUCAAAAGGGAAGUUUGUUGACGAUUGACGAGGCCAGUGUUCCACCCUGACCGUUUAACAACGUUAUGUAGAUAUGCAAGUGAGAAGUAACGGUAUGUGACCCUCUUGCGUGCUUCUCGGGAUGAAGAAGCUGAGUGAUCGAAGUUCUCCCUACGCUGUUCUGCCUUAUCCGAAACGCGAG
This is a messenger RNA of Klebsormidium nitens, 1804 nucleotides long. NCBI's taxonomy places the organism in Eukaryota, Viridiplantae, Streptophyta, Klebsormidiophyceae, Klebsormidiales, Klebsormidiaceae. The record is from the annotation of a GenBank genome assembly.